UUGUGUAAGUACCCUCUCACAGAACCAGCAUUCGAAUUAGCAAAUGGAGAAAUCUGGUUAUGGGCAUGACGGCAUAUACAGAUCCCUUCGCUCUCCUCUGCUCCUGCCCAAUGACCCAAACCUCUCCAUGGUCUCAUUCCUCUUCCGGAACUCCUCCUCUUACUCCGACAAACCUGCCCUCAUCGACGCUGACUCCGGCCAAACCCUCACCUUCUCCCAGUUCAAAUCCACCGUCGCCAAACUCUCCCACGCCUUCAUCCACCAAUUGGGUAUCAAGAAAAACGACGUCAUCCUCAUCUUCUCCCCCAACUCAAUCCAAUUCCCCAUCUGCUUCUUUGCGAUCAUUGCAAUCGGAGCUAUUGCCACCACUGUAAACCCUCUGUAUACGGUAUCCGAGAUUUCAAAACAAGUCAAGGAUUGUAAGCCAAAGGUUAUCGUUACCGUUCCUGAAUUAUGGGAUAAGGUUAAAGGGUUUGGAUUGAAAUACAUAAUAAUGGGUACCGAGAAAAAUUAUAACUUGAGUGGUAUUAGCUCGAAUUCAAAGGUUACAUGGUUCAUUGAUUUGGUUGAGAAUUAUGGGUCCAUGUCGGAUUUAUUUCCUGUGGCUGAAAUUAAAUCGAGUGAUACGGCUGCUCUGUUGUACUCUUCGGGCACAACAGGGUUGAGUAAAGGAGUGGUUUUGAGCCAUGGGAAUUUUGUGGCGUCGGCUCUAAUGGUUACUGCUGACCAAGAACUCGCGGGGGAGAUGGGCAGGGUGUACUUAUGUGUGUUGCCUAUGUUUCAUGUUUUUGGACUGGCUGUGAUUAUGUAUUCGCAACUGCAGAGGGGCGAUGCGAUCGUCUCAAUGGCGAAGUUCGAUUUGGAGAUGUUUUUGAGAGCUGUGGAGAAGUAUAGAGUGACACAUUUGUGGCUUGUGCCCCCUAUUGUGCUGGCUCUGGCUAAGAAUAGUGUAGUAAAGAAGUAUGAUACAUCGUCGUUGAGGCAAAUUGGGUCCGGCGCAGCGCCUUUGGGGAAGGAGUUGAUGGCAGAAUGUGCGAAAAAUUUCCCUCAGGCGGCAGUUAUGCAGGGCUAUGGUAUGACAGAAACUACUGGGAUUGUUGCAAUUGAGAAUCCAAGAUUAGGUCGUCGGCAUUCUGGCUCAGCAGGAACCCUUGUUAUAGGUGUGGAAUGCCAAAUAGUUGGCGUAGAAACUCUGAAGCCACUUCCUCCUAAACAGUUGGGAGAGAUAUGGGCUCGGGGAGCUAACAUGAUGCAAGGUUAUUUUAACAAUUCACAAGCCACCGAACUUACUACAGACAAGCAGGGUUGGGUCCAUACAGGAGAUCUUGGAUAUAUCGACGAGGAAGGACAACUAUUUGUCGUUGACCGACUUAAAGAGCUGAUAAAGUACAAAGGAUUUCAGGUCGCUCCAGCAGAGCUUGAAGGGUUGCUUGUUUCUCACCCUAAAAUACUAGAUGCUGUUGUCAUUCCGUUUCCUGAUGCUGAAGCGGGUGAGGUCCCAGCUGCAUAUGUUGUCCGCUCUCCCAACUCUGCACUAACCGAAGAAGAUGUGAAGAGAUUUAUAGCAGAACAGGUUGCGCCUUUCAAAAGAUUGCAUCGGGUAACAUUCGUAGACAGUGUUCCAAAAACAGCUUCAGGAAAGAUCCUCAGAAGAGUGCUCACGGAGAAAGUCCGGUCCAAGAUAUAAAAGUCAGCGAAUUCAUGGCGGUCUUUCAAAAUCUUGGCUUUACCUGGUUUGUUCCAGAUUAGAGUAUAAGGAUGUAUAAAUCUCCAGUAGGCGUUCUUAGAAAUUUUUUGAACAAAAUAAUUUGCAGUAUAAAGUAUAAACCAAUGAAACUUUAGGCACUAUUCGUUCAGAUACAUGUCUCACUAUCAAGAUUAUAUGAACAUUUGCGCAGAAUUGAACUUU
This is a messenger RNA of Rhododendron vialii, 1909 nucleotides long. Its product is annotated as probable CoA ligase CCL7. The record is from RefSeq and is a predicted model, not a curated record. The transcript has 6 exons. Lineage: Eukaryota; Viridiplantae; Streptophyta; Magnoliopsida; Ericales; Ericaceae. The coding region runs from base 44 to 1687 and encodes 547 amino acids. Gene Ontology annotation, molecular function: CoA-ligase activity.